GUUCGGGAAAAUUCCUGAAGCGGUACCGGCGGCUUCCGGAAGCUAGCUGCAGUCUCAACAGUAGUGCUGGUGAUUGCCGUGGUGAUUCACUUCUAGUCCCUGGUGGUGCGGUUUUCGCCGGGAAAACGGAAUGGCGCUCCUGUGUUACAACCGCGGCUGUGGCCAGCGUUUCGACCCUGAGGCCAACGCGGACGACGCUUGCACAUACCACCCAGGUGUUCCUGUCUUUCAUGAUGCCCUAAAGGGUUGGUCUUGCUGUAAGAGAAGAACAACUGAUUUUUCUGACUUCUUAAGCAUUGUAGGCUGUACAAAAGGUAGGCAUAAUAGUGAGAAGCCACCUGAACCAGUCAAACCUGAAGUCAAGACUACUGAGAAGAAGGAACUAUCGGAAUUAAAACCCAAAUUUCAGGAGCACAUCAUUCAAGCCCCUAAACCAGUAGAAGCAAUAAAAAGGCCAAGCCCAGAUGAGCCAAUGACAAACUUGGAAUUAAAAAUAUCUGCUUCCCUAAAACAAGCACUUGAUAAACUUAAGCUGUCAUCUGGGAAUGAAGAAGAUAAGAGAGAAGAAGACAGUGAUGAAAUUAAGAUUGGGACUUCUUGUAAAAAUGGAGGGUGUUCAAAGACAUACGAGGGUCUACAGAGUCUAGAAGAAGUCUGUGUAUAUCAUUCUGGAGUACCCAUUUUCCAUGAGGGGAUGAAAUAUUGGAGCUGUUGUAGAAGAAAAACCUCAGAUUUUAAUACAUUCUUAGCCCAAGAGGGCUGUACGAAAGGGAAACAUGUGUGGACUAAAAAAGAUGCAGGGAAAAAAGUUGUUCCAUGUAGACAUGACUGGCAUCAGACUGGGGGUGAAGUUACCAUCUCAGUGUAUGCUAAAAAUUCACUGCCAGAACUCAGUCAAGUAGAAGCAAAUAGUACAUUGUUAAAUGUACACAUUGUAUUUGAAGGAGAGAAAGAAUUUCAUCAAAAUGUGAAACUAUGGGGUGUGAUUGAUGUUAAACGAAGUUACGUAACUAUGACUGCGACAAAGAUCGAGAUCACUAUGAGAAAGGCGGAACCCAUGCAGUGGGCAAGUCUUGAGCUACCUACAACCAAAAAGCAGGAGAAACAAAAAGAUAUAGCUGAUUGAUUAGAGGAGAAACAGAAAUCUCUUGUCUAUUUUAGAGUUGUUAGUUCGUGUGGUGAAGUAGUUGCUUGCUGCUGUAAUCUUUUUUAAUCUUUUUGUUGUUUUUAAUCUGCCAUUUUGGGGUUAUCAUGAAGUUCUUCAAAGCCAAAGUCUGUUAAACUUUUGUGCCUCUAUAUUUCUUUUGAGUUGCAUAAUAUGAUUAUUCAAGUCUCCUCACUAGACCUAUAGUUGCUGCCCUUACACUUGAAGGGAGGGAAAGAAUCCAUAAGUAUAAUUGCAGUAUUUUUUAGUAUAAAUUAUUAUAAGCAGGAAAUGAAAAAGGAUUUUUUUUUAAAUCCUGAUAACUCCUUUUUCCCUUAAAUGGGAAAGCAAAGUGGUAUAUAAAAAUUUAAUUGGCCUUCCCAUGAACUUUUGUUACUCUAAUUUUUGAAAAUGUUUAAGGAAAAGACUUUUCUUUGUUUUUCACUAUGCAGUGGUUACUUUUUUUGUAGUACUAAUUUUAAAGCAAUGGAGUCAAACCAUCUGUGUGUACUGGCUAAGUUUAUAAUUUGUUUGCAGUUAAAUUAAUUUCAGAAAGUUGCAUCAAUACUUGCAUUACCUGGCAAGCAGUAUAAUUUAAGUCUAUAGAAAAUAAACUAAGAUUAUAGAAUUAUCAGUUUGGUUAAAAUUCAUCAUAAGAGUAAGCAAUAAUGUUAAAAUAUCUUUCCUGAUUAUUUAAAAGACUCUUUAUGGUGUUUUGACUAAAUUGUAUCUGAUUGAUAGUCUAAACACUCUAUGGAUUAUAUCUGUCUCCCUGAUGAAAAACGGUAUCUGUUAAAUUGUGAAUGUGUAGCUUUGUUGAAAUAUAUUAAGGUGUGUGUUGAGGCUUAAAUCUGAAAUGUACCUGGAGGCUUUUUUUGAACUGCUGUUCUUUCAACUUAAGGCUCUAUUUUGAAGGCUGUAAAACCUUUAGGAUAUUGAGAGGUGAGCCUUUGAGGAUUAUACACUCCUGCUGGUCUGAUCCAGUCAGGACAUAUAAACCACCUCUGUCCUAUACUCCCACUGCUGCCUCCUCAGCCAUUAUAGAUUGUAUCCUCUGAAACCGUGAGCCAAAAUAAACCUUACCUUCCUUGAGUUGUUUCUGUCAUGUGCUUUGAUCAAGACAAGAAAAGUAAUAUACUACAGGAAAAUUAUAGACUGUAUUUUAGAAUAGUUGAGUGUUAUAUGUUAACUUAAUGUAGUAGUUUAAUUCUUGGGAAUUAUUUUAAGGAUUUCAUGAAGAGUUUUACACAUAUAAUGAUUAUAUGUUAUACUUCAGUUUUGUUAAUUGUAGAUGACACAGAUAAACUUAGAUAGAUCUUAUUUCCCAAACUCUUUGGUGUUAAUGGAAUCCUCACAAAGUUUUAUUAUUAAGUAUUUAAAGUAUUGUUUUAGUUAAUAAAGAAUCUGUAUGGGGCCCUGGAGAGAAAGCUCCUUUGUGAGCACUGGUUAAUGGGUUCAAUUCCCUGCGUCUACAUGGCAACUUAGAUACUUCAAGAUAUAGGUCUUUCUGGCCUCCAUGGAUAUCAGUCAAUUAUGCUGUGCUCUUUGAUACAGCAGGCAACCUAUUUGCAUGAAUCAUCAUUCUGUUACUAGCAAAUAACUAUUAAAGAUACUAUGUACCUCUGACAACAAGUAUAAAAGAUAAUGAUCUAGCCUUCAGGCUUUGAUGAAGCAAGAACAUGCUAAAAAAAAAAAAAAAGAAAAAGAAAAGAAAAAUGGCAAUAAAAACCUGGGAUCCAAAUAGUGUUUCUAAGUUUCUAGUUAAAAGAGAAUUCGUUUAGAAAAAGAGAUCUUAUGUACUACCUGAGGAAAGAGGUUGAAACAAUUUGAUUCAGAAUAUUAUUUCUGCAUUAUUUACUUAUUGAGGUGGUUUUGUUUUCCUUUGAAUAGCAACAACUUUGCCGGGGUGUCACUUUUAGAGCAAGUAAAGUUUUCUAAGUUGAGACUUGAUUGCACAACUGUGGUUUUUUUUUUUUUUUUUUUUUUUUUCCAUAGUUGUGCAGGGGUUACAUUUGUGACCAUUUAAUUGCUGUUUCAGAACUUCUGCAUGGCAUUCAGAUAAAAAUUAAGUGAAAUUUACCUUAAACUCUAAAGCAACAGUAUUUUUAAAAAAUAUUUUACCAUCAGUUUAUUUAAAAAAGUUAAUUUAAAAAAUGCGUGUUAGCUUUUAUUUCUAUUAGAUAUAUGCCUUUCUUUUAUUAUAGCAUCAAAACAAUCAAACCUAGAUAUAUUUUAUACACAUUGUAACUUAUUAGGAGAAAUUUAAAAUGCAGUUUUUCUUGUCUAGCUUUUGCUUGCACAAAGGAAGUAAUAUCCUAAGUUGACCAAUCUUUCUUAACCUUUUAUUUUGGAAUAACUUUGUGCUGGUGGAAUUAAAAAAAAAAAAGUGCAGUUUGUUUAUAAUAAGUAUAUUGUUUCCCUGUGUUAAAAUCUUACAUGAUAUUUUAUAAAACUAAGACAUUAACCUUGAUACAAUAUUUUAAAGUAGGAGUGUUUAAUUUUAACCAUUUUACUGGAACCCUUAAAGGGUAAUAAUCCUUGAAACCUAUUUUAAAACUUAAGCCAGUGAUGUAAACAAAACAUGAAUUGAAAUCAGAUGUUUAUAGGUUGAUUGCAAUUUUUUAGAGUAAAAUACUGUCAGUACAAUGA
Messenger RNA from Arvicanthis niloticus (Nile rat), 3793 nucleotides. The record is from RefSeq and is a predicted model, not a curated record. NCBI's taxonomy places the organism in Eukaryota, Metazoa, Chordata, Mammalia, Rodentia, Muridae.